Molecule: messenger RNA, 911 nt
Organism: Triticum dicoccoides
Lineage: Eukaryota; Viridiplantae; Streptophyta; Magnoliopsida; Poales; Poaceae
Exons: 1
Coding region: 15-686 (223 amino acids)
Biological process (GO): defense response to other organism
Source: RefSeq, a predicted model, not a curated record
CAUCGCAUCCUCGGAUGGCAAUGGGGUCCCCUAAAUCGAAAUCGAGCUCCCCCAUGGCGUCCUCCAAGCCCCCCACGCCGUCCUCCGCGAGCCACCACCAGGCGCGCCGCCGCCGCCGCCGGUGCCUCGUCGCCACCACGGCCGUCCUGCUCGCCCUGGCCGUCGUCCUCGCCGUCCUCUUCCUCACCGUCCUCCGCGUCCGCGACCCCACCAUCCGCCUCGUGUCCACCCAGUUCGUGGGCGCCGCCCCGCGCUUCGCGCUCCUCCCGACCCCGUCCCUCCACCUCAACCUCACGCUCCUCGUCACGGUGUCCGUCCACAACCCCAAUCCGGCCUCCUUCACCUACGCCGGCGGCGGCCACACCAACCUAUCGUACCGCGGCGCCCACGUCGGGGACGCCGAGAUCGACCCGGGCGCCGUCCCGAGCCGCGGGGACGCGGAGGUCCGGGUCGCGCUCACGCUGGAGGCGGACCGGUUCGUCGCCGCCGGGGACGUGAGGCAGCUGGCCGAGGACGUGGAGAGCCAGGCGAUGCCGCUAGACGCCGCCACCACCGUCCCCGGCACGGUGCUGCUGUUCGGCGUGUUCAGGCGCAGCGCCGUGGCAUACUCCAAGUGCAGGCUCGUGGUCGCCGUCAUGGGGAUGCGCGUCCAGAGCCACGAGUGCAACAGCCGCACCAAGCUCUGACCCGAUGAUCGAUGGAUCUCGCCGGAGAAGAUUGGGCGCGAGGCAUGGCCGUGAAGGGGGGCGACACGUGCAGCCACGCCAGCGCACAGGGGAGUUUGGUGUGCCCCUGUGCGGUUACACGUUCGAUACAAAUGGAGGAUUGAAAUUUAAACAGCGGAUUCCCUAGACCAAAGCGCGCCUUGGCGCACAUUGCCCGUCCAAGUGCCAUGACCCAGCAUGUAUAAA